GCUAGCGCUAGUGUGCUUUCGACUCUCGUGGUGAGAGGACGUGUCGCGGUCCGCCAACCGCACUCGCUAAUAGUGAAUUUUCAUCGGAAACAAUUCGUGAAACUGAAUGAAACGAACACCGAUUUAAGUCGCACCGCGGGACUUCAUUAGUGCAGUGAAUUCUGACUAUGUGUGACUUUUGUUAAGUGCAGUGUUAGUGAUAGUGAUGGUUUUAGAUAGUAAUGCGGCUGGUAUAGAUGCAGUAUCAUAGCCCAUAAUUAAUGACAAUGGAGAGUCGCGUGGGCUUGGACUAUAUCGUGGAGCAUGCGGAAUACGCGAGCAAGCUCGCAGCGGCCCUCACUUCACCUACUGCUGCAGUUAAGAAACAAGUAUUCGAGCUUCUGUCAGCCCUUUGUGUGUACAAUGCAGAUGGCUACGCAAGGGCGGUUGACACGUUAGAUCGAUACAAGACGCUAAAAAACGACAGAUACCGUCUCAGCGUGGUGGUGGAGGAACUGAAGAAUGCAACCACAAUCGACUACAAAACGGCAUUAGUAGCAUUUAUAAACUGCCUGAUAAUAUCCGCUCCAAGAUUGCCAGAUAGAAUUCGAGUUAGGAACGAAUUCAUUGGAUUGGGCCUGCUAUCGACGUUGAGUAACUUAAGACAUGAAGCAGCAAAUCAUCCAGAUCUUGGAGUCCAGCUGGAUGUCUUCGAAGAGCAGCGAGAGAGCGACGAGGCACAGGGCCCUGGAGGGAUCAACUUGAACUCACAUUUGGAUGUUUUUUAUGCUAUUCUUAAACAGGUAUCCGACACCCCCCAAGAGAUCCCGUUCCUCAGCAUUCUGCAGCAUCUCCUCAGGAUAGACCCCAAGGAAGCUGUCAGUGACAUCGUGUGGGACACCGCGGAGACGCUGGUCCAUAGAGCCACGCUUCUGGAGACCAGGGAAGAUGCAGCUAAAUUGUUGAGAGCGCCUAGUGUUCAGGCGAAAGUCGGGUGUACCUGCCAACACAGGGACCUAUCAGGCAAUGCUCGCAAGCAGAGUCUACAGCGCGCACUAUCCCCUCCCCCACCACCGCCUGCCCCUGUACCACCACCUGCGGCGCCGCUCCCCCCCGCACCGCCCGCGCCUCCCCCCGCGCCGCGCGGCCCCCCUCCCCCGCCCCCGCUGGCCGCCCCUCCCCCCGCGCCACCCCCCGGCGCGCCCCCCGCACCCCGCAGCGGACACAACAUAGAGAACAUUAAACUGCCCCAACAGGAGACACCGCUGCCCAAGACUAAGAUGAAAACGAUCAAUUGGAACAAAAUACCGAAUAGUAAAGUAGUGGGACAAAACAACAUCUGGUCGUUGGUCGCAUCAAGUCACCAACACUCACCAAAAGCUGAGUUGGAUUGGAGCGAAAUAGAAAAUCUAUUUUGUCAACAAGUACAGCCGCCAGGGUCAGCAGGUUCAUCUCCCCGUUUAGGACGAAGCCCUAUCUGUGAUAGUUCCGGCGAAAGGAAACAAAGGAAGGAGCCCUCUGAAAUCACCCUGCUAGAUGGAAAGCGGAGCUUAAAUGUUAAUAUAUUCUUGAAGCAAUUCCGGAGUUCAAACGACGACAUAAUCCAACUAAUUCGCGAAGGUGCCCACGACGAUAUCGGCACGGAGAAAUUACGUGGUCUUCUCAAAAUAUUACCAGAAAUAGAUGAAUGUGAAAUGCUGAAAGCGUAUUCUGGGGACGUCAACAAACUGGGAAAUGCUGAGAAGUUUCUGUUGCAACUUAUACAGCUGCCUAAUUACAAGUUACGAAUCGAGUGCAUGCUACUAAAGGAAGAAUGGGCGUCUACUGCGGGCUACUUGGAGAGCGCCAUCAAUGCGAUAUUGGUUGCUGGAGAUGAUCUUAUGUCUUCUAGAGCUAUACAGGAAGUGCUAUACAUAGCACUAAUAGCUGGCAACUUCCUGAACGCGGGCGGGUACGCAGGCGGAGCCGCGGGAGUGAAGCUAGCUUCGCUGCAGAAACUUGCUGAUAUAAGAGCGAACAAACCCGGGAUGAAUCUUAUGCAUUAUGUCGCUAUGCAAGCAGAACGCAAAAACAAAGAACUGAUACACUUCGCUGACGAUAUACGAGUGUUAGAAGAGGCCGCUAAAGCUAGUGUCGAACAACUAACCAAUGAGAUCAAAACCUUAGCAACAAGGAUCAAUACUUUGAAAAAAGAUAUACAAUUAACUACACAGCAUGAUAUUAAGGAGCAAAUGGGGGAUUUCUUGCAGGUAGCAGAAAGAGAGAUAUCAGCGUUGAACAAGGACAUGGAUGAGGUGGAGAGCAUGCGGAAGCAGCUCGCUGAGUUCUUCUGUGAGGAUCCUGUUUCAUUUAAACUGGAAGAGUGCUUUAAGACGUUCGCGUCAUUCUGCAGCAAGUUCCGCUCAGCCGUGCAGGACAACGAGCGGCGCCGCGCGCACGAGGAGCAGGCCGCGCUGCGACGGAGGGCCAGGGAUGCCGCUGUUGCUAACAGGGUUAAGACUGCAGGAGGCAGUAUGUGCAGUACGCCGGUGUCCGAGUCCGAGUCGCUAAUGGAGACUCUAUUACUGGAUAUAAGGAACGGCCUAGGCAGACGGUCAUUGAGAAAGCAGUCUAGGGAUCCUUCUCCUUCACCAGAUGUGACCCCCACGGGUAGUUUGCGGAGACGCAGUAGAGCAAGUCCGGGGGAAGACGAGGAGGGUCUGUUAGAGUUCCUUCGCCACGCUUCGCCCGCGGCCGCUGAUCUGCGCGAGCGAAGCGCUUGGGGUAGUUUGGACCGUUCCUGGUCCCGUCGUGGUGCAGUUCGUGCAAAGCUAGAGAUCCCGGAGCGAGAGCGAGCCCCCUCGCCCCGCGCACCGCCCUCACCCGCACCGCAGGACACUAGUGAUAAACCUAAGGAAUGGCGGCAAAAGAUCGAGUCGUGGUUGCGCGCCAACAGCCAGGAAGAGAAACGCGACGCCGAGCUGCGCACGCGCCGACUCGCGCAUCGACGCUCCUUGGAAAACGACUCCGAGAGCGAGCGCGGAGCGGCGCUGGACACGCUGCCGGAGAGCCGCGCGGAGUGGCGCCCCCACGUGCUGCGGGACACCGACGUCGUGCGGGCCAUCGAGGCGGUCGAAGACGUGCAACCCCCAGCGAAAGACAGAGUGCCGUGGAGGAAGACAGAAGAGAACGAAGAGAUGAGACGGCUCAGAAGGCAACGAUCGCGGCCGCAGAUAGAAUCUCCCCAACCGCUAGUCUCCAUCUCCGAAGAAGAGAAACGAAAGUUACCAGACAUCACCGUGACCGACGCGAAACUCGACAAAAAUGAUAGAAUUGAAAUCGACUCGGACAAUAUAGAGACGCCGCCCGUCCAUAGAAAGCUAUUCAACCCACCGCAAGAGAAAGAACCCUGCAGACGCCUCCAGACACCUAAAAUAAUCGAGAAAAACACAGAAAUGAAAGAUCUGUGUCAAGAAAUAUUGGGUGAUGGACAAUUUGACAGAUUUUCAGCAGCGAGAAGAACGAGGAGAUAUAAACGAAGCACAGAAGCGAGCUCGCCUGAGGAAGAGAAGAAGGAAGUUGUUGGCGAACUAGUCGCGGAGACGCAAGUUAUACGUCCUUCUAAACUAGAAGUGCAAACCUCAUACGCAAUUGAAACUCCCAAAGAAGUAGCAAAACCAGUCGAACAAGUAGUUAAAGAUGAAAAGGAAAGCCGGCUGAAACGGUGGCAAGAUAGAUUAAAAAACCAAAGCACAGACAAAACGCCGGUUAAAGAGAAGCUCCCGUACUCUAGAAUGAGGCGGCAAACUUCAAUCAACCAAGAGGACGUGCAAAAGGCGAUACGGGAGUUAAAAUCCCCAACAGAAAGUCCAACCGGUGUUUGGUCGAGAAACGCGUACAGAAGAUCGAUGAACGCUAAAGUCGAAACGAAAAAAGAAGAACGAACAACAUCUCCACGGAUACCAAAAGUGAAAAGCGAGCACGAACUGAACGAUGAAGGUUUUGAAGAAACGCAGAGUUUAAAUUCAGAGAGCGCAUCACAGGGCGCGUCCUCCGGCUGUAACCUUGAGUGCGAAUCGCCGAUCCCCAAGAAAUCGCCGGACAUUCCAAAGAAAAUCCCAGCCAAAGAUGUUAAAAUUCCGCCCCGGACGCCGUUGAAUCGGUCGUUUUCGAACCGAGCCAGUUCCCUGCGCGUCGAGAGGUCUACAUCGAGAGCAUCAUUAAGGAGCUCCAGGAGUUCUUUAAAUAGUUCUGCUUCAGUAGCGACUGUGAAGAGAGCACCAGUAGCUCCUAAACCAGUACCGAAACCGAUCACAAAGCCGAUAUCACGAAUGCCAGCUUCCAGAUCUUCUUCUAGUGGCAGUUCGAUCGCAUCCAGGCCCCCAGUAAAAACUCCAAAUAGAACAUCGAAUUUCAUGCGACCAACCCAGGCAUCUAAAAUCAGGGGCUCCACCCCCCAACCGAACGUUAAAAACGUAAAAUAACGCGUUCGAAUGACAAAGACUUAUGGUGUUACACAAAUAUUUUUUCCAAGUUCGUCGCGGCGAACAGAUAAAAAAUAUGUUGAGUUGGACAUCGACCCGCCAUUUUGGCAUUAUUAGUAUUUUAGAUUAACCAUUAUUAUUGGAGGCUUCAGAUAUAUGGUGCUACGAAUCUCAACGAUCAUCUGAAGGUUUCAAUGACUGAUAUAUUAGUUUAAGUUUAACUAAGAUCUGUUUUUAAUCGAUCCCGUACGGUUUAUAUUUUGUAUUAUUAAAUUAAAUCAUGAGGAAAUGUGUAUCGACGUCUAUUAUGGAGUCUUUCUUAUUUUUUAUAGACGAUAAUACUGUUUACUUUCACGAUAAAGACAAAAUAUUUUAUUUUACUGACUCCUAAAUUUUGUGUCAUACUUUCUUCCAUGUGUAAUCCAAAAAAUAUUUUAUAUGAAUUAUUGUGCCACGGUUAUAGUACGGGUAUAGCAUAGAAAAACCAGUGAAUUUAUUUUGGAAAAAUGAUUCCCAAAAUAUAAUUUUGGAGGGGGAAAAGAAAAAUACGUUUUAUUGAGAGCAAUAUUGGUAUUUUUAUUUCUUAGUUAAAAAAUACAAUUUUCCAGUAAUAAUAUUUUAUUAUACAACAAAAUCUAAUCAGCAUUUCCGCGGAAGUCGAUUUAAUAAUUUAUUGACAAAAAUAAAUAAAAAUAAAACGUAUUUUUUUACAAUAAUCGAUUACCAUUUAAAUUAAAAUAAAACGUGCCUUCAGCAUAUGCUUCUACACCUCCGUCCACGGAAUUUCAAAAUUUUCUAUUAUUAUUCACGUUUUUAUAUUUCCCAUAUACGCACAAACACACACGAUCUGAUAACUAGGUAUAUCUUAAAAUACGUCACAAAAAUCGAAUCUGUGUGAUACAUUUAUGCAAUAAUUUUGACAAAUGCAAGAAUUACAGUUGUGCAUCUCACUCUAACUUGUAUAAAAUAUAGGCAUGAAAAGAGAUAGCAUGACUUUGAAAUGGUAAAUGUUAUCACACAGGUUACAAAGGUUCUAAUAAAAUAAAUGUAAGAUUAACACAAAUUUAUUGUAUGUGUUUUAACUUGAUACAAUAAAGUUUAUAUACGAC
Molecule: messenger RNA, 5551 nt
Organism: Colias croceus (clouded yellow)
Lineage: Eukaryota; Metazoa; Arthropoda; Insecta; Lepidoptera; Pieridae
Gene: form3
Product: inverted formin-2
Exons: 25
Coding region: 261-4442 (1393 amino acids)
Biological process (GO): cellular component organization
Molecular function (GO): actin binding
Source: RefSeq, a predicted model, not a curated record